Paramormyrops kingsleyae is the source of this 2753-nucleotide messenger RNA. The record is from RefSeq and is a predicted model, not a curated record. Lineage: Eukaryota; Metazoa; Chordata; Actinopteri; Osteoglossiformes; Mormyridae.
AUUCUUUGAAGGCAUUGGACCUGAAACCCGUCUUUGCGUGUAGAUACCUAGUACAGUGUCAGUAUGAUUGAUCGGAAUAGAGUGGCGAUGAAUGGCUGUGGAUGAGACAGGGAUCCUUCCAGGCGGUCAGGGUCCGUGCAUCUGCAGCAGCUCCCUCCCUCUCAAACAUGCACAGUCACAAGACCGGCAAUCCACCGGCGCCGGGAUUUACAUACUGCCGAGGGCUGACCCCGCUUUGCACGUCUCACCGCAUCCACGAUGACAUUGUUUACUGUCAGUCCCGGAUUGUAACACGGGCUGGCCGCCGUUGAGGCGCUGAUGCGGGUCUGAGAGGAGCGAGCCAUGGCUGCCGCCAAGUCGCUACUGUGCGCCGGCCUCUUUUUCUCUCUUUGCGCCCUGGCCAUGCUGACGGUGGCCAUCUACUCCGAUCACUGGUACGAGACUGACGCCAGGAAGCAUAGGGAGCGAUGCCGGACUUUCUCCAGUCGCAGGAACGACCCGGGCUUCAUUUACAUCUCCAACAGCAGCCUUCCGCUGCGGGCGAGCCGGGCGCGGACGGAGCCGGGGACGGGGCUGCUGACGCGGGAUCGCCGGCAGAUGUUCGCCCUGAGCGCCGCGGACGAGUGCAGCCGGCGUUAUAACUCAACCAACAUGGGGCUGUGGAGCAAGUGCCACCGGCAAGGCUUCGACCAGGACAUUGAUGAGCUCAUUCGCAAAGGUUCUAUUGCAAGAUGUUCCUACAUCAAAUACCAUUAUUCUGCAGCCAACAUCCCGAAGAAUCUCUCCUACAACAUGACAAAGACCAUCAGACAGGACGAGUGGCACGCCUUACCAGGUGACGGCUCCAAGCACAUUCCCGCUGCGGUUCCUGUCCCCCCCAGCCUGAUCGUGCUGCAUUCUGGAGGUCACAGCGAACCUGCGGCGGAUGACAGCCGGAUUCAUGGGCAUGGCGGGGGCCAUUAUCCUCUUCGGAUGGCUGGUGGGGUUGUUGGGGGGCUGCUGGGAUCAGGGUCUCAUGCAGUAUGUGGCUGGACUGCUCUUCCUCAUGGGUGGCACCUUCUGCAUAAUCUCCCUCUGCACUUGUGUGGCCGGCAUCAACUUCGAGUUCUCCCGCUACCCACGCUACCUGUAUGGACUGCCCGACGAUAUCGCCCACGGUUACGGCUGGUCCAUGUUCUGCGCCUGGGGGGGGCUGGGGCUGACGCUUAUCGCCGGGUUCUUCUGCACCCUGGCCCCCUCUAUGCAACCUGUGCCGUCCCAGUGCUCCAAGACGCGGCCUGAAAACGGGACCGUGUGCUGAGGAAUCUGAACCUCUCUGCACCGUUUCAGCGUGUGAAAAGAGGGGGGGGGGGGUGCACCAUGUACAUUUUGGGCAGCGUAAACGACGUGCAAAAAAAUGCGUGUGUUCAAACAGGGGCCUUUGCUAGGUUUUGCCAAAAGACUGGAACAGAACGUUGUGUGACGGCAGCUUCCCAAACAGAACUCGACAGCGUCUGAAUAACAAGUGCUGCAGAUUAACAAGUCAACCUCUAUUGUGAAGGACAGGAUUCUGCUUCAGGAUAUUUCAAAAGGAAGGAAUUAAGAGAUGCGGUUUAGCUUGAAGGCUGAGAAAGAAGCAGCCUGGCCUGUAACAUAAUGGACAGAAAACCCUCUGCUUCCUUAGGGAACCAUUCCCAAAAAGCGUGGAAAUCUGCACGGGACAGACAGUGGGAUUAUCCGAGUUCUACCAGGCUUUUCCGGAGCAGGAGUCCUUAUUUCACCUGGGGGGGCGGGGGGGUCCUAUUCUCUUCUGGGAAAGUUUUCGUGAAAACCAUUAUGCUUGUCGUUGAAUUUCCCCAAACAAAAUGGGAGGAAGGGAAAACAAAAAUUCACAUUUUUGCUAUAUUGAGCUUGUGAUCACAAAUUACUUUUUCAAACCCUUUCCAAAGUGUCAUGUCAACAGUUUCCUCUUUCUAGUGCAAAUCUGAACGCGGUUUCUUGAGAGUGCUGAACGUAACCCAUUAAGCAUGUCAAACUUCAAGCACUCUCGUCAGGUUUCCCCACAUGUAAAUAGCUGUAAAAUUAUACUAUGGACAAAAAAAAAGUGAAGAGGAUGUUGGCUAUUUCCACCAUUAAGGGUACAUUUUCCUCGAAGCAAUUCAGGGCCCUCAAUGGACUGUAGUCUGAUGAAGCGUUGUAGAGUUACACAAGUACAGACUGCAGAGCGUCUCCAGAGGCACAAUGUACACUAUAAUUCAGUCCAUGCUGUAUUCCAGAAAAGGGGGGGGGGGGAGAACGGGGGGGGACCUGACUCAAUAAAAGCACCUUAGCUCUUAGCCAUCGCCGAGAUAGAAGCAUAUUAUGAGCUUAAAAGACAAUCUGUUCUGAGACUAGUAGGUCUUAGAUGGUUGUAAGAGACAAUUCGUGAAAUGACCAGAUUCCUUCACCUAUAAGGAAAAGCAAAGUGAUAAUCAAAUCCGGGACUAAAAAGAAAAACAAGACCCGAUUAGUGAUGGAGUCAGUCUUGCCACAGGCUUUUCAUUUCCUUGAUUUUCCUCAGACUACAGGAACAUCAAGCUAAAAUGACUCAAAGCUAAAUCACCAUAUUCAAGCACAGAACCCAGCUUCAUGUGAAUGCAUGGAUGGAGCAGGAAACAUCAUGCUCUGAACACCAUACUUCUCUUGCAGCUGGAUUUUGGACAUUGGUACAAAGACAAGGGUAGGAGACAUCCUGUAAUUGUUUAACAAUAAAUAAAGGAUAUGACUGCUUUUUA